Patiria miniata (bat star) is the source of this 1182-nucleotide messenger RNA. Its product is annotated as 2'-5'-oligoadenylate synthase 1-like. The coding region runs from base 9 to 1103 and encodes 364 amino acids. The record is from RefSeq and is a predicted model, not a curated record. Gene Ontology annotation, cellular component: cytosol; membrane; nucleoplasm. Gene Ontology annotation, molecular function: double-stranded RNA binding; 2'-5'-oligoadenylate synthetase activity. The transcript is spliced from 4 exons. Gene Ontology annotation, biological process: regulation of ribonuclease activity. Lineage: Eukaryota; Metazoa; Echinodermata; Asteroidea; Valvatida; Asterinidae.
ACGUGCCGAUGUGUCUAGUGGUCGCUAUAAAUGAAUCCGCUGCUGAACGCGAGCCAUGGUGUCUGCAUCCCUACAAACUCGAGCUAUGGUACAAAGAAAACAUACAACGUGGAACCACGGAUUUCGACACGGACUGCCGUGAGGCUGUGGAUACGGUCGUCAGAUAUCUCCACAGGGACUGCUCUACAAGUAUAUUCCUGUUUGACGUCUCCAAAGUUAUCAAGGGAGGAUCUCUCGGUAAAGGCACCAUGGUCAAGGAUCUAUCCGACGUGGAUCUGGUGGCGUUCAUCAAUCCGCCUCACAUGACCUCAUUGGGGUCAACCGAUCCACAGGUCUACCGGAACAACCUCAAGGCUGUACUUGAGCAGCUGGAAGCGGCGCUGCGCCGUCACCCCUGGGUGAGAUUCAACAGGAGCGACGCGUACCUGGUCAACUUUGCCGUGGAGGUUCGCUCGGCUGCGUCGGACCCCAGAUGGGUAGAUGUCGAUCUACUGCCCACGGCCGAUAACAUUUCAGGAUCUACCAUGGGUUCGUUGUUCAGAAAGAUGCUGCAAAUGCGCGGCUACGACCGCGGGUUCUACUCGGCCUCCUUGGUAAAAUUCCAGCGUGAAUUCGUGAAGAACCUGCCGGCGUACGUCAAGGAUCUGAUCCGCCUGGUCAAGUACUGGGCCUACACCUGCCUGCCCCCGGCCCUUCGUAAGUCCUACCCGCUGGAGCUGAUCACCAUUCAUCGCUGGGAGGAAGCCGGGCGCCCCUCCCGUUUCAAGAAGGCCCAGGGUUUGAGAGAUGUCCUUCAGACCUUGACUGAUCUCAACCAGCUGAAAAUCUACUGGAUGGAGCAUUACGACAGGGUGCUGGCAGAGCUGUCGAUUGAGAAACUUGGCUUAACAAACCCCAUCGUUUUAGAUCCGGCCAAUCCGACCAACAACGUCUGCAGUGUUUACCAUUCGUUCGACAACCGAGAGAAACUGCAGGAUGCUGCCGGAAAGACCCUUCAGUCUGCGCUGCUUCGUGAUGUCAAGAUCACUACCUACUGGGGUGGUUCGUAUGAGGGAGGAAUCCGCAUCGACGACGACACGUUUUCCUCCACGUUUAUACUAUAACAAUUAUUGUAGCGUACGCCAUUAAGGAGGUCCGCUCAAAUGAUUAGAAUUAAGGACACCAAGGGCAAUCAAGACAAAU